This is a messenger RNA of Eutrema salsugineum, 1893 nucleotides long. Its product is annotated as protein disulfide isomerase-like 1-6. Lineage: Eukaryota; Viridiplantae; Streptophyta; Magnoliopsida; Brassicales; Brassicaceae. Gene Ontology annotation, molecular function: protein disulfide isomerase activity. Gene Ontology annotation, biological process: response to endoplasmic reticulum stress; protein folding. The record is from RefSeq and is a predicted model, not a curated record. Gene Ontology annotation, cellular component: endoplasmic reticulum.
AAAGCCUCCCGCCGUAAAUCAUGGUGAGAUUUACAUUCCACGGAACAAUCUCUCCGAUCUCUCUGACUCUCUUCCUCUCGGAACGAUCACUUCCUCCUUCACUAUUCAAAAUCCGACGGAGACCCAAUAACAAGCAUGUCUAUGAAACCAAAACCCACUUCCAAAAUUUCAGUCUUCACCUUCCUCCUGCUUCUCAGUUUCCUAAUCGUCGUGACCCGUUCCUCCGAUGUCGCCGUCGAAGCUGGAUCCGAGGAAGAAUUAGACGAUCUGGAGCAGCUCCUUGCGGUGGACGACCAAUUGCAGGAAGAUCGGCCGGAGCAACAAUCGGAAGCGGCGACGGUGAGCAGGGCGCAGAGGAUCGUGCUGGAGCUCAACGGAGACAAUACGAAGCGGUUGAUUGAUGGCAGCGAGUACGCGAUGAUCUUGGGUUACGCGCCGUGGUGCGCGAGGAGCGCUGAGCUAAUGCCGAGUUUCGCGGAGGCUGCAACGGGUUUGAAGGAGAUGGGUAGUCCGGUUUUGAUGGCUAAGAUCGACGGCGAUAGGUAUUCGAAAGUCGCGUCGCAGCUCGAGAUUAAGGGCUUUCCAACGCUUCUCCUGUUCGUCAAUGGCACAUCACAGCCUUACACUGGUGGAUUUUCUUCAGAGGAGAUAAUGAUAUGGGUGCAGAGAGACUGGUUGUGCCAACCAUUAAACUAAAUACAGUUGAUGAAGCCUCCAGGAUUUCUGAAAAAGUAUCAUACUUUCAUUGUUGGUCUAUUCGAAAAGUCUGAGGGUUCUGCUGGACAUGAUGAAUUUGUAAAAGCUGCGACAUUAGACAAUGAAAUUCAGUUUGUAGAAACAGGCAGCAUUGAUGUCGCCAAACUUCUCUUCCCUAACCUUAAAACCAACAAUGUGUUUGUUGGAAUGGUUAAAAGUGAGGCUGAAAGGUACACCGCAUAUGAUGGAACUUGUCAAACGGACAAGAUACUCGAAUUUCUGAACAGUAACAAAUUCCCGUUGAUCACAAAAUUGACUGAAUCCAACACCGUCCGUGUUUACUCCAGUCCAGUCAAGCUUCAGGUUAUGGUCUUUUCGAAGCCUGAUGACUAUGAAAAUCUUGCUCAGCCUCUAGAAGAUAUAGCAAGAAAGUUCAAGUCGAAGCUUAUGUUUAUACACAUCGACAUAUCAAAUGAAAACCUGGCAAUGCCAUUCUUGACCUUAUUCGGGAUUGAAGAUGCAAAGAAAACUGUUGUUGCUGCUUUUGACAACAAUCUGAAUUCCAAGUUUUUGCUUGAGUCAGAUCUAUCCCCUAGCAAUAUAGAAGAAUUUUGUUCAGGACUUGCGCAUGGAACCGUCUCACCUUACUACAAGUCGGAGCCAAUUCCAGAUAACCAAAAUGGAACCGUAGUGGCUGUGGUUGGCAGGAGUUUUGAUGAACUGGUCUUAAAUAGCCGCCAGAAUGUUCUUCUUGAGGUGCACACGCCAUGGUGUCUUACCUGUGAGACUAUGAGCAAACAGGUGGAGAAGUUGUCGAAGCACUUUAAAGGGUUUGAGAAUCUUGUCUUUGCGAGGAUAGACGCUUCUGCAAACGAGCAUCCUAAUCUAAAGGUUGAUGAUUAUCCGACAAUCUUGCUUUACAAAACCGGUGAAAAGGAAAAUCCGGUAAAGUUGUCGUCAAAAUCCAGUGCAAAGGAAAUGGCCGUUUUUAUCAAUGAAGAGUUGAAACCGAAGGACCGGUCAGCUAAAGAUGAGUUGUAGAAGCAUCUGGAAUCUGAUAAUAUAGGGAUCAAAUUAUUGUUGUUUGUUGAAACCAGAGGAAGUAAUGUAAUGGAGCUUUCGAGGAAAGUACACAGAUAGAAACCAUAAUGUGACAGUUUAGCUAUAACCAGAAGAAAUAUAGCGGAGUUUUGAAAA